AUGGAGGACUGGUCAUUCAUCAUCUGCAUUGUCUUUCUGCUGCUCCUUGGCACGAUUCCAGCACUUGUUCUCGGCAGUUACCAAGCGCAGCGGAAGGCACUCUCCGCCCCCGCCAGCGGUCCGCGAAUCCCAGCAUGGACAGCUCCUGUUCAGGCCGCAAUGAGCAUCGGCGCUUGGUGUGCUGCCACGGCAUUCGGCAUUAUCGCGACUGUUGCAUCCCAACAAAACUGCAUCGUAACGAACGGCAAUAGUGAGGUUUAUGAAGAGGUCGCUCAUUCGCGUACUGCACUGUUCGCGGCCAUGUUGCUGAGCCAAGGGUCUUUGGAGCUCAAUGCUGUGGUUCUGCACGCGAUUGGCAAGUUUGGCCUUUUGUGGAAAUAUGCCGUGUCAGUGGCGAUAUGUGCAGGCGUCGCGAGCAUCAUACUCGUGAGCUUGCCAAUGGCCUCAACAGUCUUCCCCCAGAGUCUCAACAUUCCAUCGACGUUCAUCGUUAUUCGCAGUCUGCUCUCUUCAGGUCUACACCUCACAGCAAUCGACAUGGCCACGUCUCGCGCAGCGUAUUCAGUACUGGUCGCAUUUGAACCUCCGACUGCGUCCCCCGAAGGAACCAACGCUUGGGAGCAAUACUUCAAGUCCGAAAUACUGGACAAGUGGACGACCUCCUACUAUGAAUUGUCUCUGGCAUUCACCUGGGAGGAGAGACAAGGGCACGGCGUAUUUACUCCCGUUGGUCGUUACGACCUGGCGCAGCUUCCCAGAGCGGUAAAUACUUUGUACGGCCUUCUACAGAGUAAAGGAUUCACAAUGACCCGUAAUAUGAUGGGUACCCGAUUUGAUCCAUGUGCGGAUGCCACUCCUGGGACACAAACCCCUGGACCAUGGGUCUUCGAUCCUCGAUAUGGACGGUACGGGCGCGUGGAGGGUGGAGUCUGGGUUUGGGCACGGGCACCAUGA
Molecule: messenger RNA, 954 nt
Organism: Zasmidium cellare ATCC 36951
Lineage: Eukaryota; Fungi; Ascomycota; Dothideomycetes; Mycosphaerellales; Mycosphaerellaceae
Exons: 4
Coding region: 1-954 (317 amino acids)
Source: RefSeq, a predicted model, not a curated record